This is a messenger RNA of Leptidea sinapis, 8002 nucleotides long. Its product is annotated as proton channel OtopLc-like. Lineage: Eukaryota; Metazoa; Arthropoda; Insecta; Lepidoptera; Pieridae. Gene Ontology annotation, cellular component: membrane. Bases 230 to 2587 code for a protein of 785 amino acids. The transcript is spliced from 10 exons. The record is from RefSeq and is a predicted model, not a curated record. Gene Ontology annotation, molecular function: proton channel activity. Gene Ontology annotation, biological process: proton transmembrane transport.
CAACCAUCGCCGCGGGAGGGCGCUGCAGUCGCGCGGCAGUCCACGUGCAAUACUAGUUCCGUGUCAUUACGCCGUCGCUAGUCGCGCGUACGAGAAUUUACCCAAUCGUGUGUAAACGUUUAAGAUGUGACGAUAUAGGGAUUGUUUCGAAUGAAAUGGAUUACAAAGUGAGAAAAACAAAUGUAACAUUUGCGGGAAUCUACUGAAAGUUGGUAAUUAAGUGACAAAUAUGGAUGACAGUUCUCCAGACUUGUCGCUGAAGUUGCGACGGGGUUCAAGCGAUUCUAGAGAGUCGUUUUAUAUGGACUUCGCGCAGGGUAUCGACUCCGAUAUCGAAGAAGUGACCACUAUUGAGAGGAUAAUCCCUGAGCACCCUGGAGGGAGAGCAGAGGGAGACUCGGACACUCUUGCAACACCGUCUGGGCUUGAAGACAAGGAUUUGUCGCAAUGUUGCUUCUCAAUCCCCGCAAACAACAUGUCGGGCGGUUCCCACGUCUCAAGAGGGACAUUUGGGGCAGACUCCGAGAUGUCCGGGAGUAGCGCUGCGCCCCUCCCGAGCCCUGCGUCCGCGGGCGCUGCGUUAGUGUCUCCGGAGACCCUCAGCAGACACAGCAGCCCCCCACCGAUACCACUACAUCCUUCAUGCCAACCAGCUCCAUCGUGUUCGUCUCAUCGGGUGCAUAUGGAAUCACCCUUGAGAUUGCCGAGUCCACCGUCACUAGGAACAUCACUGUCUCUUCAACCGGUGCUGUUUGGACAGUCGGACGAUGGCACUCCAAGACCACCGUUACCACCUGCGAGAAGACAGUCGAGGUCGGCGACCACCAUACCGAGCUUGCAUGUCAUAAGCGCGAGUGAAGCGUUUGCGACCACACUGUCGGCACUGUACGGAAAACUGCUCGUCGUGAUGGGAAUCGCGUUCCCGAUGGCUGAGGUGAUCUCAACAUACAUACCACCAUCUUUUUAUGAGGGUUUCUACCUAUACCUGUAUAUUGGCAGCAUGGUGUUCCUGUUGUAUAUGUAUGCUGCACUUGUGAGGGGUCGCGCCCACUCUGCAGCCGACACUGGAGUCGUCGCCAAGUCAGAUAUAAGUUCCUCUCACUCGGAGUCGGAGUCCUGUUCAUCUCGCACCGACAGGAGUACCACAACAACACACCUUCCACCUCACUUGCUCGCGAAGCGACUCUCUCUGGGAUUCGCCCUGGCGACCAGGACUCACCACUAUGGCAGUUUCUACCUGAGGAUGGGAGCCGUUGCGUUCGGCAUCGGAUCUAUGAUAUAUUCCGGUUUGGAGUUCGGCCAGUACUGGGAACUCGAACGUAACACUAACUGUCACAAUGUACUACUGGCGCUGACCCCUGCUACGAGAAUGGCCUUCAUUUUUAUCCAAAUGUACUUCAUCUUUCUUAAUAAUGAGAUGAAAGUGUACAAACACAAGAUAGUAGCGAGGUUUGGCUUAAUGCACAUGAUCGGUACAAACCUGAGUGUCUGGCUUAACGUGCUAGUUCAGGAAACGAAGCACGAAAUUCUCACGUUUUAUGACCCGGAGAACAAAACCAUCGGACUCUCGCAUAGACUGGCGUUCCAGAAAGCUUUUGCAUCCAUGUCUACUGAAGUUCCUCCGUCUCAUCCAGCAGCGGCCCAUCUUCGAGUACCAAGAGGUCUGAAAGGUCCACAUCACAUUUUCGAAUGUCGACGUACGAAUAUCAUGGGCUCCUUAGUCCAAGAUGCAUCACCCUUCCUAUUUCCAUGCACCAUUGAAUAUUCACUAAUCUGUGCAGCAAUUUUGUACGUAAUGUGGAAAAAUAUCUCAAAAUAUCCAUCAAAGAAUGUUGCCGAAGCAAUUGCAAAGGCGAGGAUAUUAGAAGGAUUGGCGUAUAAAAAAUCACCACAUUUAUAUAGCGUAGACUGUGCCCGGGCUCAUAAAGGAUUAUUCUUUGGUAUUCUGGUACUAGUUCUUACAAUUAUAUCCCUAAUAUUGUUCUUCGUUUUGGUAUCGAAAAAGGAAUACGCCACGUUGGCUGUAGUUGAGGUAAAUGUUUGCGAAUUAGGACUUUAUGCGAUGACAACAAUAGCGAGUUUAGCUGGCAUGGUUUGUGUUCGAAAUCUUAAGUAUGACGGGAAUCGGAAUCUAGAGCUCGAUAACAUAUUACUGGUUGGAGCGCAAACUGGAAUGUUUAUCUAUGGAACAUUCACUAUAAUCGGCGGACACUUUACAAUCGAGAAGAAUACGAUACUAAUUUUAGUAACGGCUUUAUCGUCGCUCAUACAAACGACUUGCCAGACUAUGUUUAUCUUGGAUGCGAGUCGGCGAUCCGCAAAGACCCCGGAGCAGUUGCGAAAGAAACCAGGAAGGGAAAUAAUCACAUUCUUGUUGGUUACUAAUCUAGCGAUGUGGGCGAUAAAUACUCUGGAGAAAUCCAGGGCGGAAUCGCACCCGAUCCAACUGCACUUCUACGGCCUAUGGGCAUGGACGAUCAUAACUCACGUCUCUAUGCCACUUGCAAUAUUCUACAGAUUUCAUUCCACAGUAUGUCUGUGUGAGAUAUGGAAGCGGGCGUAUAAAAUGAAACCAGCUUAUAUGUAGCAAACAUCAAACAUUAAUAUUGUUCGCCCGAUCUAUUAUACUUUAUGCGAGACGCAUUAUUGAAGUAUGGAAUCAUAUAAUAAAAAUAUUAGUUCUAUAAGAAUAGUAGGAAUCGUUGUCAUCCUUAGAUUAAGGAUUGCUGGGAUCCAACUAGAUAAGAACAAUAGCUUUUUUUAUUACGGCAACUAUUAGAUGCUUGUGUGCGUGGCAUCUUGACGCUCAAUGGCACCUUUCAAAUUUUGUAACAUACGCUUUGUUAUUUUCAUUGAAAUUUAUAAAAUACAAAAUGCUUACUGAUGAAAUGUGAUCCCAGUGUCUUUCUUAUUUCUUGUAGUAUUACUUUGACAAAGUCUUACUACGCAAUCCGGCAUUUUAGUUUCAAUUAAAGCGACUACGCCUCCGGUAUCUAAUUGGAACGUAGCGGAGAGCAAUCCUUAAUCUAAAUUGUCAUGCUUAUAUUUAUUUCUUAUCACGCCAGAAUAAGAAGUACUUGAGACAGAAAUAUAAAGAUAUGACAAAGUAUUCUUAGAUUAUAUUUUAAUGGCUUUGUCUUUUGUUAUCCAUCGAGUUUCAUUGAUCGGUAGAAAGUUUCAGGUGCACUCAUUGUUAAAUAGUUAACCGCUGUGUUAUGUUGUGCGUUUAGAAGUUUAAUGUGUUAUUUAUUUGUAGAUUUAAGGAAUGCUUUAACUAAAAUAAUACUCUGUUCAUUACAGUAUUUCACACUCAUUUUUAGACGGGUUAGAUACUUAGCGCUUAAUGUUGUUUAGAUGUUGAUUUUAGUUUGAUUGUCUAUGUUGUUGCACUCUUGGAUGAGCUCAUUUUCAUCAUGUUUCAUACACAUUUAGUAUAGAUCUAACUACAUAUUUAUAUAAGUGUAUUUCUACAUUCCACACUUCAUCAUCUACACUGCAUUUAUUCACUCAGUCGUAAUCAAAGGAAAUGUCUUCCAAUAGGUUAUAUUUUUAUUAAGAGAUCCAACUAAAGUAUAUAUUUAUGUUUUGUGACUUUGUUAGUCAAUGUUAAUAACUUUUGAAUGUAUUCACUUAUUUCAGUGUUUGGAUCUAUAGAUAUUAUAUUAACGAUCCAUAUAAAAAUCUCUCUUUAGAUUCAAUUUGUUUAGCUUACGAUCCAAAAAGUUGUAUGUUGAUAAUUAACGGCCGUUUCCAAUAACCUAUCUAUCCUUAGUUUAACUUACUAGACUUAGAAAAAUCUAUCCUUUUACGCUUACUUACAUUUCAAUAACCUUGACAGAUAGCAUUGGACUGUAACUAUAUUGGACUUAAAUAUGGAUAGAUAAGAUCUUGUCACUAAACGGUGACAGCAAUGUAUCCGUAACGGCCGUUCCCAAUAUUCAGUCUAUCUCUUACUUGAGAUAAAAAUCGUAACAAUCGUUCACUUUUCUGUCCCAAUAAACGUAUCGACGGUAACUCCCCUUAUCCGUAUACGCUGUCUGUCAAUGGGACGACGUAUAGCUUACCAGCGAUAGAAGUUUGUAUGGAAAUUGCAAUUCACGCAUCCCAAUAUAAUGCGAUAAGAAUGACUUAUCCCCAUAUUCCCAUAUUGGGACAGCCUCAGAUUAUUGACAGCUAAUUACUGACCGUAUGAUGUAGUAAUUUAUCUCUAUCUUUAGAUAGAAUAUUGGGAACGGCCGUAAGUUAAACUAAGGGUAGAUAGGUUAUUGAAAACGGCCGUAAGACAUUAUAUAAUACUUGCUGUCUGACUAGAAAGCAUUUGUUUUUGCUCAUAAAAACUUGUUAACAUUGACUGUUAAAGAUCGGUAGCAAGAUGACCUAUUUAUUUUAGCGAUUUUAAAAAUUUGGUAUUUUAUAACAAUGAUUUUAUACAUUUUUUGAAUAUCUUUUAAUGCUGAUUUUUAAGGUUUAUAAUACAAAAUUGUAUAAUGGUAGUUUUUGUACUUUGAAACUAUUGUAGCAAUAGAUUUAGAAUAUUAGAAGUAUGGAAUAUGGACCCAGUAGAUAAGCAAAGAGUAACACCAAAGUUUUAUAAAUAAUUGGUAGUUUUUUUGGAGCUUAUUUUUACCGAUAGUAGUUUGAGGCUACCAAUAGGGAUGUCGAAUAUUUUUUGAUAGAGUUAGGUGUUUUGUCCAAAGUGUCUGUAAAAAUAUCUGUGAAGAUGUGUUUUGUACGAUAGACAAACAAUUUAUAGUGACACCAAAUUGGAUGUUUUUCAUGAUAUUUCGUAUAACUUUUACAUUAGUAGAUUUUAAAAUGCAAAUCUAUUAUACAAAUAAUUCAAUGCUUAUUGCUCAAAAUCUUUGUAUGUAUUUUGAAGGCUUAUACAGACAUUAUCUUUAAAUUAUUAUCUACGAACAACUGGAAAAUUAAUAGAUUUUCUAAAUUUUUACGAUAUAAUACAGUACUUUAUAAAUGAUAUGCUAAAUGAAAGUCAAGCCAAAUUACAUAGGCACUUAGACCCGAUUUCACAAUGACUUCAAUCUGAGUUCAAUAAAACUCAGUUUUACGUAAACGAGUUCAACACCAGUUUUGAUCUCGAUUAAACAUAACGCAAUUUCAGCAAUACCUUUUGUGCGUGUUGACGUAAGCUGUGGUGACAUGUCAUAAACAAUACAAUGUGUCAAGAAUAAGCCAUCUGUCGUCGAUAAUUAUGAACAAAUUUAAAAUUGUUAAAUGUCAAUGUAUCUAUUACGACACCGACCGUGACAGCUCUUGAACACGAUCAAAUAUGUUGAACGUCCUAAAUUCGGCGGUCAGCAUUUAAACGCGUUUAGGGAAUAACUGCGUUUAGUUUGUGAUGAUGAAAUCAGUACUGAAUCUGUAAAAUCGUUUACAGGCGUAAACUUAGUUCAAAGUGCGUUUUACUUCAAUGGUGGAAUCGGGCCUUAGCGUCUUAGGAAAUAUUAUUAAGAUAUGCAACAUUAAAUUAAUAUUAUUAGUUUUGAAUUGCAAUUUUGGUUCCUAUUUUUCAGUCAUUUCGUGACGAUAAUAUAUCUUUUGGGUGUAAAAUAAACUGCUAUUAAAUUUAAACUUAUUAAAUAGAAAAUAAGGAUUGAAUUCGAAGUAUAUUGUAUCUCUUUAUUAAACAUAUUUAAUCGCAUUGUGUAAAUUAUGCAUUAUUCUGUAUUAUUUUAAUUAAUUAUAACUAACUAUAUUGUACGACUCAAUCGGAAUUUCUUUAUGUUCUUAAAUAAUUAGUCAUAUAAUUAAUAGUAUUUUUCAGAUUUCUUUGUUUUUAUUUUGUUGUCACUAACGGAGUUUUUUGUAGACUAGAAAUAGAUAUGACAUUUUUGUGAAAAACAUGUAAACGCACUGUGAAUGAAAUAGUGAAACUGUCUCCGAAAUGUCUAAAUUUGUUGGAAUGAUGAUUUAUACGUAUAGAUAGUGUGCCAGUGAUGACUUACGGUACGCAGACGUGGUCGCUAACUAUGGUCCUUAUGAGAAAGCUCACGGUCGCUCAGAGGGCAAUGGAGAGGGCUAUGAUCGGAGUUUCCUCUUCGAGAUCGAAUCAGAAAUGAGGAGAUACGUAGGAGAACCAAAGUUACCGACAUCGCACAGAUGGCUGAAAUGGACUGCCAUUUGGGCAGGGCACAUAGUUCGACGGACAGAUGGCCGUUGGGUCAGUAAAGUCCUAGAAUGGAAACCACGUACCGGAAGACGCAGUGUUGGUAGGCCAACAAGAUGGACCGACGAUUACCAAGAUCGCCGGAAUACGUUGGAUGAGGGCAGCGCAGGACCGAUCGUCGUGGAACUCUUUGGGGGAGGCCUUUCUCCAGCAAUGGACAUCUUCCGGCUGAUGAUGAUGAUGACGUGAAGAUAGAGUGUGACAGCUGUGAACACGUCAAAAAUAAUAACGGCGAACGUAAUUCUAUUUUCAACGCACGCACUCUAUAUUAACAAUAUGGCUAACAAAUUGCGAGUGUAAGACGUAUCUUGUCACACGCACUAAAGUAAUAAACUUGGCCUGUUAUCAUGCGUCGCCUACCAGCAAGAGACUCUACCUAGACGUAUAAAUUAUUAUACAUUUAUUAAUUAUUAGUUUUAUUCGUCUCUUCAAUUUCUCUCAUAAGAAAGAUGGCGCCACAACUGGAGAGUUUAACAAAAAUAACAAUAUUUAUAGAUCAUGCGUCAUUCAGACGUUGAGCUGAGCGGUUAAAGCGUUGGAGGCGUUAGAGGCUAUUCAGACAUCCUUAAAUUUUGGUACAAAUUAAAUUUGUAUAUUACUUAUUGAUAAACGAGGAUCAGCAAGGAAAGAAACAAACCCCUUAGACUUAUAUAUACUAGCGUUUAGAUGACCUGACAGUACGAUAGUGAAUGCGUCAGCUAGCUUAAUAUUCAAGGAGCUAAAUACAAAUGUGGCUGACUGUUUACGACUUAUCAAUAAAUAUCGGUUACAAAUCAAAUCGAAAUCACUUUAUUCAUGUAGAUCACGGAAAUGACACUUAUGAAUGUCAAUUUUUUUUUUUAUUGAAUCUACUACAACUUCAUAAAGGGUUGAGCUAAUGAGAAGAAGUAGCAAGAAACUCAUUGUCAUUCUUUUAAAUCAUGAUUUACAUUUUCAUCGUUUUACAAAUCAUUUCAAUUACAAUAUAAUAUAACUUGUAAAGUAACAAUAGAUUUCUUUUUCUAUAUUCCUGCAUCUCCCUAAAAUGUGUUCCUCUCUCUCGCACACUUUGUCUCAUUAGCGUAUAGACACGCUAGUAUAUCGUAAGUAUACGGAAAACGCUUAUUCGCCAUUCCUUUUUUUUUAUUCGAAAGAAAAAUCAUGCCUGAUUUCUUGAGGCCAGCAAACAGUUAAUGAAGUUUUAAGUUUAUUGUUAAAAAAUGACUGAUGGUUCUUGUGAUGAAAUAAUUGCGUGAAAUAACUAUUUAAUAUUAAAUUAUGUUUUUAAACAUUUUAAUGUUUUGAGAUUUUUUACUUUAUAUUCACGGACUUGAAAAAAAUAAGGACUCCUUGUCACCCUACAUAACAGUGUACACCAAAACAAGCCGAUUAAAGUUUUAACACAUAGCCCCACGCACACACUUACACUACUACAGGCCGAUAGGCGGCCAUUAUGAAAAUUGUCAUCAUCUGUGACAGAUCAGUUUGCGUCUCAAUAAAAUAUUUUAAAAAUGCCAACGUGCGUUGUGAAAAAGUGUAAAAACGAUACUAUAUAAAUAUUUGUGGCCAUAUAUGAUUAUUUAAGGGAGAAAAAAUUGUGUAACUAGUAUCCCCCGUAACCGCACACACACUAGCAUAAAGGUGCUUCACUUGCUAAUAUCACGGCGCGGAGUCCUUCUUUUUUUACUCGUCCGUGUUUAUAUUAAAUAAAUAGUGAUACUAGAUUAAAGUUUUUGAUUAUAUUUAAUUCGUAGAUUAUUUAUUUGUUUAGACAAUAUUGUGAAUAGCGUAUAAUUCUUUGAUGUUUUACGAUUAAUAAACUUUCUUGAAAUUAUC